GAGGCCGAGAGGGCUGUCGUAGCCUCGGCGGUCUUAUCCCCAGGGUAGUCGUGUCGGCGCCCCCCCGGCCCCCAGCCGCGUCGAUCGCUCUCCCGGCUCGUGUGCGCUCCCGAACUCGCUCGCCGCUCGCCGCUCGCCCUGCAGACCGUGCCUCCUGCAUCAUGUGCGGUAUAUUUGCUUACUUAAACUACCAUGUUCCUCGCACGAGACGAGAAAUCUUGGAGACCCUAAUCAAAGGCCUUCAGAGACUGGAGUACAGAGGAUAUGAUUCUGCUGGUGUGGGGAUUGAUGGAGGCAAUGACAAAGAUUGGGAAGCCAAUGCCUGCAAAAUCCAGCUCAUUAAGAAGAAAGGAAAAGUGAAGGCACUGGAUGAAGAAGUUCACAAACAACAAGAUAUGGAUUUGGAUAUAGAAUUCGAUGUGCACCUUGGAAUAGCUCAUACCCGUUGGGCAACACAUGGUGAACCCAGUCCUGUCAAUAGCCAUCCCCAGCGCUCUGAUAAAAAUAAUGAAUUUAUUGUUAUUCACAAUGGAAUCAUCACCAACUACAAAGACCUGAAAAAGUUUUUGGAAAGCAAAGGCUAUGACUUUGAAUCUGAAACAGAUACAGAGACAAUUGCCAAGCUUGUUAAGUACAUGUAUGACAAUCGGGAAAGUCAAGAUACAAGUUUUACUACUUUGGUGGAGAGAGUCAUCCAACAAUUGGAAGGUGCUUUUGCACUUGUAUUUAAAAGUGUUCAUUUUCCUGGCCAAGCAGUUGGCACAAGACGAGGUAGCCCCCUGUUGAUUGGUGUACGAAGUGAACAUAAACUAUCUACUGAUCACAUUCCAAUCCUCUACAGAACAGCUAGGACUCAGAUUGGAUCAAAAUUCACACGGUGGGGAUCACAGGGAGAAAGAGGCAAAGAUAAGAAAGGAAGCUGCAAUCUCUCUCGUGUGGACAGCACAACUUGCCUUUUCCCUGUUGAAGAAAAAGCAGUGGAGUAUUACUUUGCUUCUGAUGCAAGCGCUGUCAUAGAACACACCAAUCGUGUCAUCUUUCUUGAGGAUGAUGAUGUUGCCGCAGUGGUGGACGGCCGUCUUUCUAUCCAUCGAAUUAAACGGACUGCGGGAGAUCACCCUGGACGAGCUGUGCAGACCCUCCAGAUGGAACUCCAGCAGAUCAUGAAGGGCAACUUCAGUUCAUUUAUGCAGAAGGAAAUUUUUGAACAGCCAGAGUCAGUUGUGAACACAAUGAGAGGAAGAGUCAACUUUGAUGACUAUACUGUGAAUUUGGGCGGUUUGAAGGAUCACAUUAAGGAGAUCCAGAGGUGUCGGCGUUUGAUUCUUAUUGCUUGUGGAACAAGUUAUCAUGCUGGUGUAGCAACACGUCAAGUUCUUGAAGAGUUGACUGAAUUGCCUGUUAUGGUGGAACUAGCCAGUGAUUUCCUGGAUAGAAACACCCCUGUUUUUCGAGAUGAUGUUUGCUUUUUCAUUAGUCAGUCAGGUGAGACAGCAGAUACCUUGAUGGCUCUUCGGUACUGUAAGGAGAGAGGAGCUUUAACUGUGGGGAUCACAAACACGGUCGGCAGUUCCAUAUCAAGAGAGACAGACUGUGGAGUUCACAUCAAUGCUGGGCCCGAGGUUGGCGUGGCCAGCACAAAGGCAUACACCAGCCAGUUUGUAUCCCUUGUGAUGUUUGCUCUUAUGAUGUGUGAUGACAGGAUCUCCAUGCAAGAGAGGCGCAAAGAGAUCAUGCUUGGAUUGAAGCGGCUGCCUGAUUUGAUUAAGGAAGUUUUGAGCAUGGAUGAUGAAAUUCAGAAACUGGCAACAGAACUUUAUCACCAGAAGUCGGUUUUGAUAAUGGGACGUGGCUAUCAUUAUGCUACUUGUCUUGAAGGGGCCCUAAAAAUCAAAGAAAUCACGUAUAUGCACUCUGAAGGUAUCCUUGCUGGUGAAUUGAAGCACGGCCCUCUGGCUUUGGUGGAUAAGCUGAUGCCUGUCAUCAUGAUCAUCAUGAGAGAUCACACUUAUGCCAAGUGUCAGAAUGCUCUUCAGCAGGUGGUGGCUAGGCAGGGACGGCCAGUGGUGAUCUGUGAUAAGGAAGACACUGAGACCAUUAAGAACACAAAAAGAACAAUCAAGGUGCCACACUCAGUGGACUGCCUGCAGGGCAUUCUCAGUGUGAUCCCCUUACAGUUGCUGGCCUUCCACCUGGCUGUGCUGAGAGGCUAUGAUGUUGAUUUCCCGCGGAAUCUUGCCAAAUCUGUAACCGUAGAAUAAGGAACAUCUGAAACUGGGCGAUUAAGCAACACAAGACACCUUUUGUAUUUAAAACCUUGAUUUAAAAUAUCACCCUUCUAAUAAGCCUUUUUUAGUAAAUCCUUAUUUAUAUAUCA
Molecule: messenger RNA, 2377 nt
Organism: Hippopotamus amphibius kiboko
Lineage: Eukaryota; Metazoa; Chordata; Mammalia; Artiodactyla; Hippopotamidae
Gene: GFPT1
Product: glutamine--fructose-6-phosphate transaminase 1
Exons: 20
Coding region: 162-2261 (699 amino acids)
Biological process (GO): protein N-linked glycosylation; fructose 6-phosphate metabolic process; UDP-N-acetylglucosamine metabolic process
Molecular function (GO): carbohydrate derivative binding; L-glutamine:D-fructose-6-phosphate transaminase (isomerizing) activity
Source: RefSeq, a predicted model, not a curated record